Molecule: messenger RNA, 774 nt
Organism: Amaranthus tricolor (Joseph's coat)
Lineage: Eukaryota; Viridiplantae; Streptophyta; Magnoliopsida; Caryophyllales; Amaranthaceae
Product: protein MAIN-LIKE 1-like
Exons: 3
Coding region: 148-774 (208 amino acids)
Biological process (GO): meristem maintenance; meristem development
Source: RefSeq, a predicted model, not a curated record
CUUCUUGCCGGUAUAACCCUAAAAAAAAAAAUUUCUUCACUCUCAUUUACUUUAAAUUUACAAUUACUCUCAUUCCACUAAACUAAUCAACUACAUUCCCAUCUUCUCCUUGUGUACUAGUUUAUUUUCAUCCUCAUUUAAGCGAUCAUGGCGAUGCCGGGCCCAGUUGAUCCAUCAGUGCUUACGCUUCAGGCGACACACAGGAGCGUAGCUGCGUGGGAGGGCUCCACUGCCCAAUUGGUUACUCGUCAGCACUACCAGGCGAGUACGUUACGGUGGGAGGUGGAUGACAGGGUAUUAGACGUAGUCGAGCUAGCUGGUUUUAGAUACAUUCACCGGUUGUUGGGCGGGGGCUUAGAGCUCGAUCGAGCACUUAUCACUGCAUUGGUGGAGAGGUGGAGGCCAGAGACACAUACCUUCCACCUCACAGUUGGCGAGGCAACGAUCACGUUGCAAGAUGUGGCAGUUAUCAUGGGACUGCCGGUUGAAGGACAAGCAGUCAUUGGUCAUGGGGAGGGAAAUUGGCCAGCAUUAGUACAUGAGCUGCUAGGGGUUUGGCCGGAAAACCCUCAAGACCCCUCACAGCCGAAGAUCAUCGUUGGAUCGUCAUUGAAGCUGACUUGGCUUCGACAGCAUUUUAGCGGGCUUGAGGAUGAUGCAGAUGAUGUGACGGUUGACAGACAUGCCCGAGCUUACAUUUUGUUACGUUCACUAUUUAGGGAAAAUGAAAGAAAAAAAAAUAUUGUUGCAGGCCACCAGCAAACCGCCACAUGA